AUGUCAGGUCUUAAUAUUCCUAUUAUUAUUGAUAAAAAGCUAGAAUUUAUUCAACCCAAUGAAACUCUACAACAAUGGGCUAUUCGAGUUAGAGUUCCUUUACAAGAGCUGGUCUCUGAAAAGAAAAUAAGUAUAUAUCACGUUCAUUGUUUAUUUGGAGCAUUUAAAAUUCUAAGCUAG
Messenger RNA from Diversispora eburnea, 180 nucleotides. Lineage: Eukaryota; Fungi; Glomeromycota; Glomeromycetes; Diversisporales; Diversisporaceae. The record is from the annotation of a GenBank genome assembly.